This is a messenger RNA of Nothobranchius furzeri (turquoise killifish), 490 nucleotides long. RefSeq names its product centromere protein W (gene cenpw). The record is from RefSeq and is a predicted model, not a curated record. Gene Ontology annotation, molecular function: DNA binding; protein heterodimerization activity. Lineage: Eukaryota; Metazoa; Chordata; Actinopteri; Cyprinodontiformes; Nothobranchiidae. Gene Ontology annotation, cellular component: kinetochore; nucleoplasm. Gene Ontology annotation, biological process: kinetochore assembly; mitotic cell cycle; chromosome segregation.
CCAUGAAGAAGAAAAUAACCCCGGAUGUUAGAGGAGCGGGAGAUUAAACAAUACAUUAAACAACAUCGUUAAGACUUUUUAGCGUUUGCUUCAUUCUGAACAACAGCCGAAAUGUUGAAAAAGCCACCGAAAUUGCAACAUACCAUUAAAUCGAAAGCGAAAGGACACAUAAAGAUGAGGCCCGCGUCGAUCGCGAUGGCUGAACUUUUGACACUGGUGUUCCUGAGCAGCCUGGCUGAAGAGGCAGCGGCCAAAGCGUUUGAGGAGAAAUCUUCCACGAUAAAAGCUCAUCAUGUUAAAGCGGUGUCUAAGAAAGUUCUGAAAAAGGCACGAGGAUGAAGACAACCAGGACCAUUGCUCAAAUUGCACUUUUUAUUCCAUUUAAGUUUUUUCCUCUACAUUUAUACAUUUUUACUGGUUUUAGUUCAUUUCUUUGAAACAGUCUGUACCUGUGUUGUUUUUUUUAUUUCUAUUAAACCUCUGAAAUCUU